UUCAUUUUGACAGGAACAGUAGCCAACGACGUCCACUUCCAGGCAUACUUGAUGGAGGGACUGGUUCGCUGGAACGAAGAUUGUGCUGCAUAUGCCUUGCUGACCGAAGCCCCAGAGCAUCGAGUUUACAGCAGGUAUCUGCAGUACUCUGUGGACCAGCUCGGCCAGCGUGUGCUCGGCAAGAGUAUUAACCCUACCCACACCAAACCACAGCAACACACUGAGCGCAUCGGGGUAGAAUACCUCUUCCAGCAAACCAACAAGGUGCUUGGAGUGUAUUCCCCUGAUGAUGCGGGCUACCAGGAGGAGGAGGCGGGCAUGGAUCCCACCAUUCCCCCCCCCCCCAUUGAGGAGAUAUCUCGCUCCCCUCCCCUGGUGACGCAAAGGCCUGUCAUAGAAAGUAAGUAA
This is a messenger RNA of Patiria miniata (bat star), 408 nucleotides long. RefSeq lists its product as uncharacterized. Lineage: Eukaryota; Metazoa; Echinodermata; Asteroidea; Valvatida; Asterinidae. The record is from RefSeq and is a predicted model, not a curated record. The annotation marks the transcript as partial. The transcript has 2 exons.